Molecule: messenger RNA, 4493 nt
Organism: Xenopus laevis (African clawed frog)
Lineage: Eukaryota; Metazoa; Chordata; Amphibia; Anura; Pipidae
Gene: maff.S
Product: v-maf avian musculoaponeurotic fibrosarcoma oncogene homolog F S homeolog
Biological process (GO): regulation of DNA-templated transcription; regulation of transcription by RNA polymerase II; regulation of epidermal cell differentiation
Cellular component (GO): nucleus
Molecular function (GO): DNA binding; RNA polymerase II cis-regulatory region sequence-specific DNA binding; DNA-binding transcription factor activity, RNA polymerase II-specific
Source: RefSeq, marked provisional
UUACAACUCAGCAGAUCUGAGCGCUCCCUCCUGCAGGCUGCGACCCCCCGACUCCGUGUCUCUCCGCGCGGCAGCAGAGCAGGUAGUGAAUCCACGGUACAAUGUCUUCAGACGGAAUGUCGGCAAAGGCCCUAAAGGUGAAAAAAGAGAUGGGUGAGAAUACACCAAUGCUGUCUGAUGAUGAGCUGAUGUCUAUGUCUGUGCGGGAGUUAAACCACCACUUGCGUGGCCUAUCCAAGGAGGAGGUGAUACGACUCAAGCAGCGAAGAAGAACCCUGAAGAAUCGGGGCUACGCUGCUAGUUGCAGAGUUAAGCGUGUUUCCCAGAAGGAGGAGUUGGAGAAGCAAAAGAAGGACCUGCAGCAAGAGGUGGACAAGUUGGCUCAGGAGAAUUCCACCAUAAAGCUGGAACUGGAUGCACUGCGGGCCAAGUACGAGGCUUUGCAAAACUUUGCUCACUCUGUGUCUCGAGGGCCCAUAACUCCAGCUAAAGUGGCCGCCACCAGCGUUAUCACCAUUGUCAAGUCCUCUGGAAACUCCUACUUCUAACAGAAGGAAUGUUGCUCUUGCUUCCCCUGUCCUAUCUCACCUCAUUAAUUGCUACAAAGCCAUGCACCAGAUCUUAGCCAUCUCAACCAUGAGUCACACAGGCGUUGGAAUGAGGCUAAUAAAGCUUCCUUGGUAAAGCCUUUUUCUGCCCAUAUCAACCAGCAUUCCUUUAGCCUGUGCAAAAAGGAUCUGUCCCAGAGUGCUUUACUUUACAGCUUGUCUAGGAUGUGGUUCUGGUUAUGCUUAUCCUGAAAACGAUGGGUUCUUAGUUUAAAACCUUAAUUCAUCAAUGCAAUGGAAGGUACCUUGAAGUGCACGAGGCUUGAUCCUGUCCUCCUACAUAUUUUGAAUAUUUUUUUGACAUGGGAAGCAGCGCCCUGCUUUUUCUUAUUGAUACAGAGUUAAGUUAUUGAAAUAAUUAUACAUUUUAUUUUGUAGUUAAAAGGUUACACUUUGUGUAUGGUGUAUGGCAUCCUUUGCUUUCGUUUUUUACCUACUCUGUACCACAUGCUGUGGUAAAAACUCUGAGACAAAUGUGAGCCCAGAAAGGCUCAACAUAUAUAAAUGGCGUGUGAAAUUGAGCUUGUGUUACUUAACAUUUCCAAUGGAGCCCAGAAGGAUUUGCCUUGUCAAAUCUAACCUUGUUUACACACGACAAAUAUUGAGGUUAUGAUGCAAAGAAAUGUGAGGAGAACGUGAUUCAAUUUAGAGAAAGGAAAUGGGAAGUUAAAGGUAUUUAUAUUGUGGCACACGUACACACAAACAUGGAAGAAGUUACAGGAACUGUUGUGCAGCCUGCUUCCACCAUGGAUAUUACACCAUGUGACUUAAAUCAAUCAAUUGGAUGUAAGGAUGAAAGUGAUGAAGGGAAUGGGUGGAGCCUGCAUAGUGAUAGAUACAGGCAAGCCAAGUGAGGCAUUAUAGCAUGUUGGGUUGUGCCUUGGGCAAGCUAAAUGUAAGAUGGAACAUUCCAUCAGGGCCGUUUUGUCACCUCAGACAAAGCUCCUGCAGGGGGCAGCAGAAAGUUCCCUGCAGAAAGAUUUACCCAGGCUGCUCCACACCAGGGGGGCCGGAAACAGUCCUAUGCACAAACUAGUUGUAAUAAGAGCUUAUUAAAUCCAUCAGAUUAUCAGAAUAAUUCAUAUAAUCAGUAGCACAAUAUAAAUGUGAUGUGAAUGCUCUGAAGUUUAACUUGAGUAUUCUCUCUCGGCUCAUUUCUGUAUAUUUAUUAAUUAAUUGUAAGAUGCAUGAGCCGAUAUAGCUUGCCUCACCACUGGAAGCUUACAUGGCACCCUCCAAUGGUCAAUACUCCAAUAUGCAGAGGACUCAUCAGUACUGCCAAUAAGAUAGGCCCCCCUGUAUUUGCAUAGAGAUGGCUCGUUGUUCAUUCUCACGCAUUGAAAGCAGGGGCAAUAAAAGAUAACACCUUUCUCUGAAUAGAGGAAUGCAAGGCGGCCAAUAGGCGUUGAGAAGGGGGAUCAGCUUCUCAUUACAACCUGAGGGAAUGCUGCAGCUCAGAGAGAACAAUAUAGGUUGAAAGAAAGUCAAAAUGAAGGUGAGGAAUGUGAAGAUUAAAUAGACGAGAGGAAUAAGGAAGCAUAACCAGUAGAUGCAGUAGCACUUUUAAUAGGAAAAUCUGCACUCCUUUUGGGCUACAAAUCAAAACAUACCGAUCAUGUUGGGACUGUUAAGUUUCACUUGCCAUUUAAUAUGCUAGGAUGUCUGCUGGCACUCACUGUUGCACAACUGCCAAUACUACUGUCUAACCAUUGUUCAGCAAUAUCAUCAUGUGUAUUGGCUUUAAUCAGGGACCUCUGUGCUGUUGUGGGACCUGAGGCAAAUGCUCCCUCUGCUCUGCCAGUGGGAGUUUUCAUUUACUAACAGGGGCACCCUUUGGCCAUGCUUGUUAUGAAGCCAGUGGCUCAGCAGCCCUUGUUGAACUACAAAGAAAAUAAUCAAGCUGUAUAACAAGCUCAUUUUCUCAAAGUGGCCAGUUAGGACAUACAGUAUGAUUUGUUCUGUGUUGUAAUUCACAGUUUUCUGUCCCUUCUUUUUCCUCUUAAUAUUUAUCCGUGCUUACGAAUCAGUUUGUCAAGACACAAGAUGGUCGCUCGGUAUCCUUUCAUCCUCCAUCCACCUCAAUAUUCCCAGCUCUUUCCAUCUGCUUUAUGUUCUUGCCAACAGAGAUGCCUCAUACAUCUCUAGCACCACAAAGGUUAACCUACCCUGGCAUUUGCUUUCUGGAGGAAAACCUUAUUUAUGUUUGAGAAGUUUAUUUUUUUCAGUAUAUUUAUAUAUUAUUUUUAUUAUAAAGAUUAUAGGGAAGAGGGUGGGAAAUGCAUAUGUUAAAUGUACGUUUGUUGGAAAUAAAAUGUGGAAAUGGCUGCUCUUGACACAAAUCCUGGCAAUGUUGGUUAUAUUUAGAACUAAGGGGCAGAUUUAUUAAACCUAUAAAAACAGUUGGAGGGGACUUAAAGGAUAAGAAAACCUUAGUGAAUGUAAAAUUGAUGAGGGUGCUAUUUUAAGAUAUUUUGCAAUGUGCAUUCGUUUUUUUUUUCAUUCCAAGAUAUUAAGGGAUACAUGUACUGUCAAUAAGAAUUUUCUUACAGCAGCGCCACCUGCUGGUCAAUUCCCGACCAGUCUGACCACCAAGUAGUCAAAGGAAGUUGUCAGGAGAAAUAAAGAGGCUGCUCUGAUGUUCUUCUGCUUAGGAAAAAAAAUUUGUAACCUUCUCACAUCUUUCCUGAAUAGAAGAAUAUCAGAGCAGCCUCUUUCUUUCAUAUUAACAGUACAUGUAUCCCUUAAUAUUUUAAAAUUAAAAAAAAAAAAAUGUAAAAUUGCUUAGAAUGGCACUCAUCAAUUUUACAUUUACUUAUUUUAAAGGUUUACUUAUCCUUUAAGGGUUAAGAUUUACAAAGCUGUUUUCUUAGCUGUAGCCUUUUGUUACAAAGCAGAAAAUAGUUAUUCAGUGCUUAAUCAUUUUGGAGGCUUUAAAAUUCUGCGGAUUUCAGUACUGCCACUGAGCUCUAACACCCACCAAGUCCAAGUGCUCAGGACAGUCAAUGACAUCCUGGUAAAUUGACACAUUGGUUAAAAAAAAAAUUAAAAGCAAUGAAUAUUUCAGAAAACAAAUUAAACUUCUAAGAAUUCCUCUGUAUUCCCCAGUUAAUAAAGCUGCCCCUUAGUGCGUUUGGUAUUCAGAACAUAAAAUUUGAUGUGAUUCAGCUCCAACAUUAUUAAAAAGAAAUGGUAUUUCCCAAAGAAGUAUAUCACCUUUGUUUAACUCGCCCACAUCUUCCAGAGAAAGUGGCUGGAAUUGUAUUUUUGCAGCCUUGUGUUGCAUUGGAGCCCUAAUUUGUCCGCUUCCCUCGAGAAGCCCAUCUCCAUAAUAUACACCUACACUGCUUGGUUUUGGGGUUUUAUCCGCCCUCUAGAAUGUGCUACACUUUCAGCCAUUAUCAAUUACUGUUUGGUGUAGGCAGUAUGGAAAAAAUGCCUUCUACAAAAAAAAUGGAGACUGGAGACCAUAGUUGAACCUUACCCAAAAUUGGUAUCCAUCUUUUCUUCAGCUUUCUCUGCCUUUGGCCUACUCAUGGGUAGAGUUUAGUUUACGAACCUAGGGGUGUCUAUAUGUGACCUACUACAUUUUCAACAGGUUUAAGGUGGGAAAAAAAUGAUCUUCUAAGGAAUUUUUAGCACCUAGCUUUCCUGUAUAAUAAGACUAGUUUCCUCAGUGUAUUAGACUUAUGUUCAGCAUUCCCUGUAUGAGAUUAUUUGUUUGUUUUUUUUAAUUAUUUGUACAAGGACAGACCAGGAAAACAUUGAAUUUUGACACAAAGUUGUGAUACGCAAGUGAAGACUGAUCACCACUGUGGCAAGUGCUGAUUUCAGCUCAAACACUUAGGGGCAGAUUUAUUAAGGGUCUGUUAAAACUCCCAUGAAAUU